Molecule: messenger RNA, 870 nt
Organism: Adineta steineri
Lineage: Eukaryota; Metazoa; Rotifera; Eurotatoria; Adinetida; Adinetidae
Source: the annotation of a GenBank genome assembly
AUGGUCGUACCUCAACUAAAAUUCUUUCGAGCUCUUUGGGGUGCUGAAGCUCAAUUUUCAACUGAUAUCAAUGUUCUUUUUGCUGAAAUACAUCGUCUAGGUUAUACAGGUGUUGAAGCUACACUUAGUGAUAUUCAUCGUAUUUCAAAAAAUGAUCCAGAUACUUUCAGUCGAGCAUUACAAAAUAAUCAAUUAGAAUUUAUUGGUCUUGCUCAAACAAAUUAUCCAAGCAUUAAAGAUGGUACAUGGCAUGAUUUAUCAAUCGAUGAACACGUAGCUAAUCUAGAGAUUCAUCUUAAAGAAUUUAUGGAAUAUAAACCAAUACAUAUCAAUAUACAAGGUGGGCAAGAUUCAUGGUCAAUUGAAGAAAAUGAACAAUUUUUUGAAAAAGCAUUGGAAGUACAAGCAAAGUACCUGCAAGUAACAUCGUCACAUGAAACACAUCGAACUCGUGUACUUUACAAUCCAUUUACUACUGCUCAUUUUGUCAAACGUUUUCCAACUCUUCGUUUAACAGCCGAUUAUUCACAUUUUAUUCUUGUCUGUGAACGUUUAUUACAACAUUCUACAGAUGAUGAACGCUUUCGUUUAUUUGCUUCACGAGUUGAUCAUCUUCAUGCGCGUGUCGGCACUGCUCAACAUGCACAAAUCAAUGAUCAUUUGGAAGCAAAAGAAGAAUGUGAACAAAUGCAAAAAUGGUGGGAAAUGAUAUGGGAUGCACAAAAGAAUAGAACAUGGAUAACAGUUACUCCUGAGUAUGGACCAGCUCCUUAUGCUAUGACAAAUGAAAUUAAUGUAUGGGACUUGACCAAUCGAGAGAUGGAACGACAAAAGGAAAACUAUCAAAAAUGGUCAAACAAUAUUCAUUAA